ACCGUGCACGCGCUCUCGGCACCUGCUUUUCAGUAGAAGGGUGUCAUUAUUUGGCAGGGAGCGGCACCAGAGACACGAGCAGAGUGAGAGAGAGAGAGAGAGAGAGCAUUUCCUCCCGGAGAACGACAACGGCGUGGAUUCGUUUUCUUUCCAGAGCAGCAGCUUACCGGAGGAGGAGGAUUUUAUUCUCGGGUUCCGGCGCUCGGUGUGUUGCUUUUCCCAGGAGGCGUGUUUAUUUUUUUUAUUAUUUAUUUCUUUCUGUCUUCUGUCUAUUUCUAACGGAAUAACCGCGCUCUCAUCUCGGAAGUAAUCAUGACAAGCGCUACAUCCCCCAUCCUGCUGAAAUGGGACCCGAAGAGUCUGGAGAUCCGCACCCUGACUGUGGAGAGGCUGCUGGAGCCGCUGGUCACACAGGUGACCACGCUGGUGAACACCAGUAACAAAGGACCGUCCAGUAAGAAGAAGGGCCGCUCUAAGAAGGCCCACGUCCUGGCCUUGUCUGUAGAGCAGGCCACGCAGAACUUUCUGGAAAAGGGCGAGCAGAUCGCUAAGGACAGCCAGGACCUGACGGAGGAGCUGAUCACCGCUGUGGAGGAAGUCCGGAAACAAGGUGACAGUAUGCGUGUGGCCUCCUCAGAGUUUGCUGAUGAUCCGUGUUCGUCUGUGAAGAGAGGAACAAUGGUCCGAGCCGCUCGCGCUCUCCUCUCCGCCGUCACUCGCCUCCUCAUCCUCGCCGACAUGGCCGACGUCAUGAGACUCCUCGCUCACCUCAAAAUCGUGGAGGAGGCUCUCGAGGCAGUGAAGAACGCUACUAACGAGCAGGACCUUGCUAACCGCUUUAAGGAGUUUGGGAAGGAAAUGGUGAAGCUGAACUACGUCGCUGCUCGCAGACAGCAGGAGCUGAAGGACCCUCAGUGUCGGGAUGAGAUGGCGGCGGCUCGCGGGGCUCUGAAGAAAAAUGCCACCAUGCUGUACACGGCGUCUCAGGCCUUCCUGCGGCACCCGGAUGUGGCGGCCACCCGCGCUAACCGAGACUACGUCUUCAAACAGGUGCAGGAGGCCAUCGGGGGAAUCUCCAGCGCCGCCCAGGCCACGUCCCCCACCGAGGAGAAACACGGACACGCCGGCAUCGGGGAGCUCGCCGCCGCCCUCAACGAGUUCGACAAUAAAAUCAUCCUGGACCCUCUGACGUUCAGCGAGGCUCGUUUCCGACCUUCUCUGGAGGAGCGUCUGGAGAGCAUCAUCAGCGGCGCCGCCCUCAUGGCCGACUCGUCUUGCACGCGCGACGACCGGCGCGAACGCAUCGUAGCCGAGUGCAAUGCCGUGCGUCAGGCGCUACAAGACCUGCUGAGCGAGUACAUGAACAACACGGGAAGGAAAGAGAGAGGUGACCCGCUGAACUCUGCCAUCGACAAGAUGACUAAGAAGACCAGGGACCUGCGCAGACAGCUGAGGAAGGCCGUGAUGGACCAUAUCUCCGAUUCCUUCCUGGAGACCAACGUUCCUCUCCUGGUCCUCAUUGAAGCAGCCAAGACCGGCAAUGAAAAGGAGGUGAAGGAGUACGCUCAGGUCUUCCGCGAGCACGCUAACAAACUUGUCGAGGUGGCUAAUCUGGCAUGUUCCAUCUCAAACAACGAGGAAGGAGUGAAGCUGGUGCGCAUGGCCGCUACACAGAUCGACAGCUUGUGUCCUCAGGUGAUCAACGCUGCCCUGACGCUGGCGGCUCGUCCUCAGAGCAAAGUGGCUCAAGACAACAUGGACGUGUUUAAAGACCAGUGGGAGAAGCAGGUGCGCAUCCUGACUGAGGCUGUGGAUGACAUCACCUCUGUCGAUGACUUCCUGUCUGUCUCAGAGAACCAUAUCCUGGAGGAUGUGAACAAGUGUGUGAUAGCUCUGCAGGAGGGGGAUGUGGACACGCUGGACAGGACAGCGGGGGCGAUCAGAGGUCGUGCCGCUCGCGUGGUCCACAUCAUCAAUGCCGAGAUGGAGAACUACGAGCCGGGCGUGUACACCGAGAGAGUCCUGGAGUCCAUCAAGCUGCUGUCUGAAACCGUGAUGCCCCGCUUUGCAGAGCAGGUGGAGGUGGCCAUUGAGGCUCUGAGCACUAACCCUCCUCAGCCCUUCGAGGAGAACGAGUUCAUCGACGCCUCACGUCUGGUUUACGACGGCGUGCGUGACAUCAGGAAAGCUGUCCUCAUGAUACGGACACCUGAAGAGCUGGAGGAUGACUCUGACUUUGAGCAGGAAGACUAUGACACCCGGAGCCGCACCAGCGUCCAGACCGAAGAUGACCAGCUCAUCGCCGGCCAGAGUGCAAGGGCCAUCAUGGCUCAGCUCCCUCAGGAGGAAAAGGCGAAGAUCGCUGAGCAGGUGGAAAGCUUCCGGCAGGAGAAGAGCAAGCUGGAUGCUGAGGUGGCCAAGUGGGACGACAACGGCAACGAUAUCAUCGUGCUGGCCAAGCAGAUGUGCAUGAUCAUGAUGGAGAUGACAGAUUUCACCAGGGGAAAAGGCCCACUGAAGAACUCGUCUGACGUGAUCAAUGCUGCCAAGAAGAUCGCAGAGGCCGGAUCCAGAAUGGACAAACUGGCCCGAGCUGUGGCUGACCAGUGUCCUGAUUCAGCUUGUAAGCAGGACCUGCUGGCUUACCUGCAGAGAAUCGCCCUGUACUGCCACCAGCUCAACAUCUGCAGCAAAGUCAAAGCCGAAGUCCAGAACCUCGGAGGAGAGCUCAUCGUCUCAGGGCUGGACAGCGCUACUUCCCUCAUCCAGGCCGCCAAGAAUCUGAUGAACGCCGUGGUCCUGACAGUCAAGGCUUCGUACGUGGCUUCCACCAAGUACCAGAAGGUGUACGGAACAGCGGCAGUCAAUUCUCCCGUAGUGUCAUGGCGCAUGAAGGUGCCCGAGAAGAAGCCGCUCGUGAAGAGGGAGAAGCCUGAGGAGUGUCAGACCCGGGUGCGCCGAGGCUCGCAGAAGAAACACAUCUCACCGGUCCAAGCCCUCAGCGAGUUCAAGGCCAUGGACUCUUUUUAAUUCAACAGGUGGCAAGAAAAAAAGUUUCCGACCCCUCAAACUCUUCGAACGCCUCCUGACUUUUCCCAUCUUUCCCUCCUCUUUCUUUCCCGUCUCCUGUUUGCAGCUUAUCCCGUUCCACGUAGAGGCAAAGGUGUUGCCGUGGAUACAAUUUCUGGAGUGCUCUGUACCACAAAAGCAAGAUAUGUGGAAGAGAGGGGCAUGUGUUUACUCUUGGAGCUUCAGUGCCAUUCCUGUGGUGUUUAGUUACCGGUGUUAAUUACUGACUAGCCAUAUUUACACAGAUGUUGCUAUGGAGUCCUUUUGCUGACAUCCCUACUAAAAAAAAACAAACAAAAAAAAAACGCAACAUAUUAAGCAUGGGAAUGAGAUAACUAAGCAAAGAGAAUGAGAUAAGUGAGUUAUGGUCACCAAAAGGGAAUGAGAUAAUUACAUCAUGGUCACGACUUUGUAACUCAAGGAAACGAGAUCAUUAAGUUGUGGCCUCGUUCCCACAAGUCGCAAAGUUGUUGCCUUGACUUAAUUAUCUCGUUAUCUCAAGUUAUGGCUAUAACUUAAUUAUCAUGGCUAUAACUUAAUUAUCUUCUUCUCAAGUUAUGUUCUGAUUGUCACAACUUAAUUAUCUCAUUCCCUUAAGAUCAUGGCCAUGACUUCAUUUUCUUGUUCUCUGGAGUUACACUAGCAUGCCCCUGACUUCUAUAUCUAGUUUUCUCGCAUUAUAAAGUAACACCAAUGACUUAAUUAGCUCAUUAUAUCAUGUUACAAAUUCAUGGCCAUGACUUAAUUAUCUUAUUCUUGAGUUACCAAAUUGACUUGAUCUCAUUCAAUCAAAUUCUGUGGACAUCUCAUUCCCUUGAGAUCUGAAGUUGUGGCUACAACCUAAUUAGCUUGUUUUGUCAAGUUGUGGUCACACUUUUUUUUUUUUUUGAGGGAUGCCACACGAAAGAAAAUAGUAAUAUAUUGGUGCCGUAGGUGAAAGCUGAAGCCUCCUGAAGCUCCUAACCCUGACUGAACUUUGAAACUCAGUAUGGCUUGUAGUGUUAGAAAUAAGUUUAAAAAAAAAAAGAUAAUUAUUUGUCCUGAUGAUCGACGAUCCACAUAUUCCACAUGGUGACAUGACGUACAAGGUUUUGCCAUUUUAUUUAAUUAUUAUUGCAUCACUAACUAUUACAGCCUGGUUGGCCAUGGUGUUGAACAUGAUACUAGAAAUGGGCCGAGUCGACUAGUUGUGUGGUUUGUGCAGAGAAUAAGUAGAAUCCUGCAUAUCUUUAUAGUCACAGUUCUCUAAUAAACCUUGCAACUGUG
Hemibagrus wyckioides is the source of this 4335-nucleotide messenger RNA. RefSeq names its product catenin (cadherin-associated protein), alpha 2 (gene ctnna2). The coding region runs from base 313 to 3030 and encodes 905 amino acids. NCBI's taxonomy places the organism in Eukaryota, Metazoa, Chordata, Actinopteri, Siluriformes, Bagridae. Gene Ontology annotation, biological process: cell migration; cell-cell adhesion. Gene Ontology annotation, cellular component: catenin complex; adherens junction; actin cytoskeleton. Gene Ontology annotation, molecular function: cadherin binding; beta-catenin binding; structural molecule activity. The record is from RefSeq and is a predicted model, not a curated record. The transcript is spliced from 18 exons.